AUGGAUACAACAACAACUCCAGUGCCAGCAUCAACAACCACAACACCUUUUGGCUCCUGUUUGCACGAGGAGGAACACCAGCAGCACGACGAAGGAUUCCACCCCACAGCAUCACCAAGCCAGUUGUCAUGGUCUGUUGCCACCCAUGCUCAUCAACAUGAGGACAUCAUCAACGACAGUAGGAGAGCUGCCAAAACCUCCGAAAGCAGUAGUGACGAUGAUGAUGGUCGAGGGACGACUACAAUCCAUUCAUCAUCGCCUACAGCCAAAAACAGCAUUUACAGCAAUGAUGAAAAGGCGGAUAAGCAGCAAUGGUAUCGAGUUGACAACUACUAUACCAAAUACUCUCGAUCAUUGCUUCUCGAAAACAAAGCUAGUGUAGCACGCGACCAUAUGGCCAAUGAACGAACAUUCCUUGCAUGGUUAAGGACAUCUUUAUCACUCAUCACCGUUGGAGUGGCCAUCACUCAGCUGUAUCACCUGUCACCGGAAGAUACAUCAGGAAUGGACCAUCGCAGAUUGGGAAGAACGAUGGGUGUCCUAUUUGUUAGUUUUAGUCUCCUAUUUCUGUAUUUUGGCAAUGCACGGUACUUUCAUGCACAACAUGCCAUGUGCAAUGGAUUCUUUCCAGCAAGUCGAGGGACCGUGCUCUUUGCUUCAGCAUCAAUACUGGGUAUGCUGGUGGCCAUAUUUGUUGUGUUAUUGAUGCAGCGUCUUUGA
Molecule: messenger RNA, 720 nt
Organism: Lichtheimia ornata
Lineage: Eukaryota; Fungi; Mucoromycota; Mucoromycetes; Mucorales; Lichtheimiaceae
Exons: 3
Coding region: 1-720 (239 amino acids)
Source: RefSeq, a predicted model, not a curated record